UCUCUCUCUCUGCCGCGUCUCUUCUCCGUCUCUCUCUCUCUCUCUCUCUCCGCCGCGUCUCCUCUCCGUCUCUCUCUCUCAAGUGAUCUUGUCUCAUAUUCAGUGACCUGUUUCCAAUUUCAAUGACAUCUGUUCCUGGCACCGAUUCUCUCGCAUGGACUGAUGAACAAACCCGGUUCUAUCUCCAACUGAGAAUUGAGGAGAAGCUGAAAGGAAAUGAUAGAAAACAAAAUGUGAAUGAAGCUGGGAGACAGUCCAUCAUCGAAAAAUUCUUUGAUGCUUAUGGAGAAAGGCACCCUUGGAGAAAGUUUGGGAUCAAGCACACCACUUGCAAGACUCAGUAUACUAAAUACAAGCGGUUGAUUAACAAGAGAACUGGCCUUGGCUUUGAUGCAUAUGGGUUCAUAGAAAUGUCAGAUGACUGGUGGAAUGAACUUUUUAAGGAAUGGCCAGCAGCAAGAAAGCUUAAAGAGAAGCCAAUAGCAAAUAUUGACUUGUUGGAAAAAGUGUUUGGAUUAGUUCACAUUAGUGGAGCUGAAGGAUGGGCUGCUCAACAAGGUGAAGACCAUUUGGAUCAGCAAAGCGUAGACCAUCAGGAUCAUGAUGAUGGUGAUGCUGAAGAGACAGAUGCGACAAAUAUGCAAAUUCCUCCUACUCAGGAUGCUCCAGCUGAAUCAAGAACUGUUGGCCCUUCAUCUUCUAGUAGAUCAAAAGGUAGCAGGAAAAGAUCAAGGGCCACGCAAGUAGGACAGGCUGUAGCAGAUGUUCUUUCUGACAAGAACAAGAUGAUAAGGAGCCACCCUGAGUUCAGUUGCAACCAGCUUACAGCUAUGGAAGCCUUACACUCGCUGUCUGCUAUCAGGCAUUGGUCUCCUUUGUACAAAGCAGCUAUCAACCAUCUCAAGCAGGACCCAACCAAUCGUCAGACCUUCUUGUUCUUUAAAGAUGAUGAGAACAAGGUUCUCUACUUGGAGUUUGCUACUGGUGAAAGCAGAGAUGCUUGAAGACUAUCCUACUUCGAGUUUAUGUCUUCUAGUUCUAUAUUAUCCUACUUGGAGUUUAUGUCUUUUAGUUUUAUGAGAACCAUCUUUUGUUUUGUGAGAAUCAUCUUUUGUUUUAUGAGAAUCAUCUUUUGUUUUA
This is a messenger RNA of Brassica napus (rape), 1140 nucleotides long. RefSeq lists its product as uncharacterized. The record is from RefSeq and is a predicted model, not a curated record. The coding region runs from base 123 to 1004 and encodes 293 amino acids. Lineage: Eukaryota; Viridiplantae; Streptophyta; Magnoliopsida; Brassicales; Brassicaceae. The transcript is spliced from 4 exons.